Messenger RNA from Anneissia japonica, 2224 nucleotides. Its product is annotated as lysophospholipid acyltransferase 5-like. Gene Ontology annotation, molecular function: lysophospholipid acyltransferase activity; 1-acylglycerophosphocholine O-acyltransferase activity. Gene Ontology annotation, cellular component: membrane. Gene Ontology annotation, biological process: lipid modification; phosphatidylcholine biosynthetic process. The record is from RefSeq and is a predicted model, not a curated record. Lineage: Eukaryota; Metazoa; Echinodermata; Crinoidea; Comatulida; Comatulidae.
GAUAUUUACUGGCAUGGUUUCAGCGAGAUUUUUUACACAGGAAAGGUGCAACAGUUAAACAUGUGUACUUUUCAUUAACUGGCUUUGGGCUAGCCUACUUCUGCUAUGGUAUCUAUGUGUACCAUUCAUUGAUUAGCAUCCUAGUCAACUAUUUAUUAUUAGCAGUCUUGGGUGGAACAUUACCAGUGGUUGUGGUGUCCUUUAUAUUUAAUCUGGGUUACCUUGUGAUAGCCUAUCUUGUUGUAUCUACUGAUGAUUAUGACAUCCUUUGGACAACUCCACAGUGCAUCAUGUGUUUACGGCUGAUUGGAUUGGCCUUUGACCUUUAUGAUGGCAAUCGACCUCAGGAAGAACUGUCGAAAGAACAGAGUCAAUUAUGCAUAAAGACGGCGCCAAGCCUUCUUCAGGUCACAAGCUAUACAUUCUAUUUUGGAGGUUAUUUUGUUGGUCCUCAGUUUGCGAUUCGCCGUUUCCAAGACUUUGUUGAUGAGAAGUUCCUGGCCAACACGGAUGGUAAACCUCCAGAUACGACUCUACCAGCCCUGAAACGUCUUUUCCUUGGAGUUGUGUAUGCGACUGUCCACACAAUUGUAGGUUCUAUGUUCACCACAGAGUACCUCACAAGCCAAGAAUUUGAUAACUCAUCUUUGCUAUACAAGGUGUUUUUUGUUGCUGUCUGGGGUAGAAUUUUAAUUGCAAGGUACAUUAGUGUCUGGCUAUUUGCUGAGGGGAGCUGUAUUCUGAGUGGUUUGGCUUUUAAUGGUCACGAUGAAUACAAUCAAGUAAAGUGGGAUGGAGUUGCUAAUGUCAGACUCAGAAUAUAUGAAACUACGUGGGCCUGGAAAGGAUGCAUCGAGUCAUUCAAUAUUAACACAAGUCAAUGGGCAGCAAGAUACAUUUACAAGCGAUUGCGUUUCCUAGGCAACAAGAUGUAUUCACAGGCUCUGACUUUGUUCUUCCUUGCUUUGUGGCAUGGUUACUUCAUCGGCUAUUUUGUCUGCUUCUUCUUUGAAAUGCUCUGUGUUCAGCUGGAAAAUCAUGUCACUGCUUUGGUUGCAAAGAGUCCCCGUCUACAGAACUUUUUCAGUCAUCCAGUGGUGAGACCAAUAGCAUUCGUCUGUUCUCGCGCGUUAACAAUUUCUGUGAUGGGUUACGCAGUUGUUGCUUUCACCUUGUUACGAUACCAUAGGUUUUCACAGGUUUACUACAGCAUGUACUACAUUUGGCAUUGGCUUCUCUUUGGAUGGAUACCUUUAUUUUAUUUUGUUCUAAAUCCAAUGUUUAGAAAACCAAAAAGUAAUGCAAGUCAAGAACCAGAAAAAACUACAGAAGAAAAAAAGACAGAAUAAAGUUAGCAUACAUUAAUUCUUGUCAAUAUUCCAAAUUGAGAUAUCAAAUAAUUUUCUAUCAAUUGUUUACUUUUGUUUGAAGAUAAACUUGGCAAUGUGAACUUGCAACUAUAGUAUAAUAGUACUAGAACUGUAAAUGACUGAAUUUUAUCAAGUGUCCUUUUCUCAUAAAAUACAUAAAGUGAAUAAAGUCUAUGAAGAAUUUAAAAGGUUGUGUCAGAUGAAGUGAAUUGAUAUGCAGUUGAUACGAUUUUUAAAAAAGAAAGUCUAAAAUACUAAGAUGCAAUUUUAAAUGACUUAGAAUUUUUUGUUUUUGAUUAAUGAAAUUAGUAUUACAGUAGUGUGUCAGCAGUGUAUUUCUCUGUAUAUGCUACCAUACCACCACUAGUUUGGUUGUGUUAGUCAAUGUUUUUUGAAUGUUACACUGUACACUUUCUUAUAUAUUGGUAUAACUAUAUAUUAGAUUUUUCCUGAGUGUCAAUCAACCAAAUCUACUGACCAAUAGGGACUGGGCCAGGAAUAAGCGCAUGCCCUACAAACACACUUAUUAACGUACACUUACGUUUUUUUGGGAGGGAAACUUAGCGGGGAUCAGCGGACUGCCCUUUGAGAUGUAAGCAAGCAGCCCUCGAUAAAAAUGUUUAAAUUAUUAUACUUCAAAAUCUGAAGGUGCUGCCCCCAGAUAUUUUUUGCUCCUAUUAAUUGAUUAGUUCAUUAUGCAUGUUUGUACGGUGUUGGCAAGGUAAGAGCGCCCCCUAGAGACAAUUACAGUAUGCAAAUUUGUGACAAAUAUAGAGUAAAUUACUAAUUUUGUGUUGAUGAAUGUACAGUAUUGAAUUGUGAAAAGCAAUAUUAAAAGUGACCUCGAAAUAAUA